CCCCCUCUCAUAGACACCCAUUUCCUCCUUUCUAGGUUCCCUGGACCUGGAGGACCCCCCCGGGGCCGAUGGGCCCCUGGGCCCAAUAUGGGACCCCCGGGGCCAAUGGGGGGCCCAAUGCAUCCCGACAUGCAUCCUGACAUGCACCCGGACAUGCACCCCGACAUGCACCCGGACAUGCACCCCGACAUGCCGAUGGGCCCUGGCAUGAACCCUGGCCCGCCCAUGGGACCUGGUGGCCCCCCAAUGAUGCCUUAUGGCCCUGGAGACUCCCCACAUUCUGGAAUGAUGCCCCCCAUCCCACCAGCCCAGAACUUCUAUGAAAACUUUUACCAGCAGCAGGAAGGCAUGGAGAUGGAGCCGGGACUCAUGGGGGACGCAGAGGACUACGGGCACUACGAAGAGCUGCCGGGGGAGCCUGGGGAGCACCUCUUCCCCGAGCACCCUCUGGAGCCCGACAGCUUCUCUGAGGGAGGGCCCGCAGGCCGGCCGAAGCCGGGCGCCGGUGUCCCCGACUUCCUGCCCUCGGCCCAGAGGGCCCUGUACCUGAGGAUCCAGCAGAAGCAGCAGGAGGAGGAGGAGAGAGCGAGGAGGCUGGCUGAGAGCAGCAAGCAGGACCGGGAGAAUGAGGAAGGUGACACUGGAAACUGGUACUCAAGUGACGAGGACGACGGUGGGAGCAGCGUCACCUCCAUCCUUAAGACCUUGAGGCAGCAGACGUCCAACCGACCCCAGGCUUCUGUCGGGGAGCUGAGCGGCAGUGGGCUGGGGGAUCCCCGCCUCCAGAAGGGACACCCCACCGGAGGCCGGCUGGCUGACCCCCGCCUCAGCCGGGACCCCAGGCUCACCCGCCACACGGAGGCCUCCAGCGGGUCAGGCCCCGGCGACACGGGGCCCUCCGACCCUCGGCUGGCUCGCUCCCUGCCUGCCCCUAAGCCCGAAGGCGGCCUUCAUUCCAGCCCCGCGGGCCCCAGCGGCUCCAAGGGGUCCGGGCCACCCCCUGCAGAGGAGGAGGAAGGGGAGCGGGCCCUGCGGGAGAAGGCCGUGAACAUUCCCCUGGACCCCCUUCCCGGGCACCCGCUGCGGGACCCGCGGUCGCAGCUGCAGCAGUUCAGCCACAUCAAGAAGGAUGUGACCCUGAGCAAGCCGAGCUUCGCCCGCACCGUGCUGUGGAACCCCGAGGACCUGAUCCCCCUGCCCAUCCCCAAGCAGGAUAUCGUGCCCCCCGUCCCUGCUGCCUUGCAGUCCAUGCCUGCCCUGGACCCCAGGCUGCAUCGGGCCUCCGCUGUGGGUCCCUCCAACCCCCGACAGCGCUCGGGCACCUCCACGGACCCCGGCUCAUCCGGCUCCAGCCUGCCUGACUUCGAGCUCCUCUCUCGAAUCCUCAAGACUGUCAGUGCCACUGGCCCCUCUGCUGCCCCCGGCCCCAGCGACAAGCCCAGCGACCCCCGGGUGCGGAAGGCGCCCACUGACCCUCGGCUGCAGAAAUCCGCAGACUCUGCUGCCUCCUCCCGCGCUGCCAAGCCUGGCUCUGCCGAAGCGCCCUCUCCAGCUGCCAGCCCCAGUGGGGAGUCCUCUCCCCCAGCCACCGCCCCUUAUGACCCCCGAGUCCUGGCGGCUGGUGGGCUGGGCCAGGGCAGUGGGAGCGGGCAGAGCAGUGUGCUGAGCGGCAUCAGUCUCUACGACCCCAGGACUCCCAAUGCAGGUGGUAAAGCUGCAGAGCCCACUGCUGACGGGGCUGCCCAGCCCAAGGGCACCGAGGGCAAUGGCAAGGGCUCGGCGGCCAAGGCCAAGGAGCCCCCGUUUGUCCGAAAGUCUGCCCUGGAACAGCCCGAACCAGGGAAGGCCGGUGCGGACGGGGGCUCCACCACAGCCACGGACCGAUACAACAGCUACAACCGGCCCCGGCCCAAGGCUGCUGCCACCCCCGCCGCCACCACCGGCACCCCCCCUCCAGAGGGCGCGCCCCCCCAGCCCGGCGUGCACAACCUGCCAGUGCCCACCCUCUUCGGGACCGUGAAGCAGGCGCCUAAGACGGGCUCCAGUAGCCCGUUCGCUGGCAACAGCCCCGCCCGAGAGGGCGAGCAGGACGCGGGGUCCCUGAAGGAUGUUUUUAAAGGCUUUGACCCCACCGCCUCCCCCUUUUGCCAGUAGUGUGAGGUCGGGCGGAGCUGUCCCUACACCCACCCUUCCUAGGGCAAUAUUUAAGUGCAGCAUCCAGAGUUGGGAACUUGGGGGGAGGGGGCGCCUGGGUAUUCUUUCUUUACUUUUCCCUCUUUUUCUUUUUUUCUUUUGCUCUAUGCUCUUUCUCGCUCUUGCCCCCCCCCCCCUUUUUUAAGUAAUACUUCCUUUUUAAAACAUAUAAAUUGUAUAUAACCUUCAGUUCUCGUCAGUGCUGCAGGGCUCCGGGCUCCCGCCAAGAAAACCUACUUGUGCACAUGAACAGUUUGCAAGUCACCAGCUGGUGCUCUGCCUGGCCGGCCCAAUUUUCAGGGACUCCUUGAAGACUGGGGGUCCAGGGGGUUUUCUGGACACAGCUUGGCCCCUCCUCCCCCCUCCUUGCAGGACAAAGUAGGUGUUGAGAAGGCCCUGAGCACUGCUUACGUGUUGCAUGAGGAUGCGAGAUGUAGCCGGGACCGAGGCAGGACCCGCUUAGGGGCCAGUGGGGGGCGAAAGAUUAUCCAGGGAAGGAAAGGAGCCCUGGGAGCCGCCCUGGAAGAAACAAAACCCCUUCCUGCCGCAUCGCCUCUGGAUUUGCGCCUGGUCCCUCGCCAGCCUCAGCCCAGAGUUCACCCUGAGCCCGCACCUCAGGCCUCGACCGCAGGCGCCAGGGUGAGAGGAUGGGGCAGGGCCCGUGCUGCUUCCGGGCGGCAGCGCUGCAGAUGGCGUAUUCCGUCAGUAUUAGCCCCUCCUGUCCUGUCCUGUCCUGUCGGCCAUGCCCUUCUCCCCUCGUGCCAGGGGCUGUCCUGCUCCUCAGAAGCCAGAGUGCCCAGUGCUGGCCCUGGUGCCCCUGGGGACGGCUCAAGGAUCCGUGGCAUGGCUGCCCACCAGGCCCCUGAGGAGGAGGCCUGGCUGGUUCUGGGCAGUGUUUCUGUCUCUGCUCCCUUUGCCCCUCUUUGCGCCAUAUCUGUGGGGCCGUGGUCUCGGUGUGUUUGGGUUUCUUCUAAGCGACAGGUGCACAAGUUCAGAGGCAUGUGGGUGUGGGGUUGGUGGGCACUCCCCUAAGAA
Messenger RNA from Myotis lucifugus (little brown bat), 3228 nucleotides. RefSeq names its product zinc finger CCCH domain-containing protein 4. Gene Ontology annotation, cellular component: nucleus. The record is from RefSeq and is a predicted model, not a curated record. Lineage: Eukaryota; Metazoa; Chordata; Mammalia; Chiroptera; Vespertilionidae. The transcript has 3 exons. Gene Ontology annotation, biological process: negative regulation of DNA-templated transcription. The annotation marks the transcript as partial. Gene Ontology annotation, molecular function: RNA binding.